Molecule: messenger RNA, 2541 nt
Organism: Urocitellus parryii (Arctic ground squirrel)
Lineage: Eukaryota; Metazoa; Chordata; Mammalia; Rodentia; Sciuridae
Source: RefSeq, a predicted model, not a curated record
AUGGAGGCUGAAGAUCUCUCAAAGGCUGAAGACGGACCUGAGGACCCAGGUUUAAAAAAUGAAGGCCAGUCUGCUGCUGUGCAGCCUGAGAUCCCACUUGGAAGGCAGUCCCCUGGUCCCACUGACCUUUGGGAUAUGCUGGAAAGGAAGUUUCUGGAAUACCAGCAGAUGACAUAUGGGAGUGCAGAUGAACGUCGGAAGAGUCUGCUGUGUCUUCUCCCCCUGUUCCUAAAGGCCUGGGAACACUCUGUGGGCAUAAUCUGCUUUCCCAGUCUCCAAAGGCUAGCAGAAGAUGUUUCUGACCAGCUUGCCCAAGAAAUACAGAAGGCCCUUGCUGGGAAACCUGCAGAACAAGCACGAGUGGUGGCGGGGCAGUUGCUGCGGUGCAAGGGGGACGUGGAUCGGGAUGGCUACCUGCUCUUGAAGUCGGUGUAUGUGCUCACAGGAACAGACUCGGAGACGCUGGGCAGAGUGGCCGAGUCUGGGCUUCCAGCCCUCCUCCUCCAGUGCCUGUACCUCUUCUUCAUCUUUCCUCUGGAAAAGGAUGAGAAUGAUGUUCAAGGUCAGAGGAUGUUUGUGCAGAUGUUACUCAACAUUUGCAGUGAGUCUCAGGGUCUGGAAGGAUUUCUUUCAGGAUGUGAACUUCAGUCUCUACUGAUUGCCACCACCUGUCUUCGGGAACACAGCUGCUACUUCUGGAAAGAGCCCACCUUCUGUGUGCUGAAGGCAAUCUCCAGGGCUCAAAGCCCCAGUAUCAUCCAAUACCUCCAGGCUGCUGACUGUGUCCGGCUCUCAGUUCAGAACCUCUCCAGGCUGGCAGACACUCUCCCACCUCCCGAGGUGAGCGAAGCUGUGAACCUCAUCUUGGGCUUUGUGAAGGACUCCUACCCCAUCUCCUCAGCUCUGCUCCUGGAGUUUGAAAACGGGGAGGGUUACCCUCUGUUACUCAAGGUAUUAUUACGGUACGACGGACUGACUCAGGGUGAAGUGGACCCCCACCUGGAGGAGCUUGUUGGACUAGUAGUGUGGCUGACAACCUGUGGGAGGUCAGAGCUGAAGGUGUUUGACAGUGUCACUUACCCUCAGCUUGAAGGCUUCAAGUUCCAUCGUGAGACUUCUGGUGUGAGUGUUAAGAAUCUGCAGGCCUUCCAGGUUCUGCAGAGUGUUUUCCACAAAGCCAAUGAUGCUGUCCUCUGCACGCAAGUCCUGUUGGCCAUCAAGACCAUGUGGGCUUGGAACCCUCGGAAUUUCUUCCUUCUGGAGUGGACCCUGCAGCCCAUCUCACAGUUUGUGGAGAUUGUACCCCUGAAGCCUACCCCAGUGCAGGUGCAAUUUUUCCAGCUCCUGGAGUCACUGGUGUUCAAGAUGUGCUACGUGCCCCAUGAGAUCCUGCAGAAGGUGCAGCGUCUGAUCAAGGAGAGCCCUGAGCCAUCCUGUACCCUUGUGGCACUGCAGAGCAUCCUCAAGAUCACUGGCAGUGACCCUCUCUUCACUGACAUCUUCAGGGACUCAGGGCUGCUGGGCUUGCUGCUGGCCCAGCUGAGGAAGCAGGCCAAGAUCAUGAGGAAGUCAGGAAACAAAGAGUAUAGUCCUGGCAUUCAGGAUCCAGAAAGAGAACUCACCUGUGUGAUGCUGAGAACUGUGGUCACACUUCUGAAAGGCUCGGUUCGGAAUGCAGUUGUCCUGAAAGACCAUGGCAUGGUACCCUUCAUCAAGAUCUUCCUGGACGAUGAGUGCUACCGUGGAGCCUCACUCAGCAUCUUGGAGCAGCUCUCAGUCAUCAAUGCUGAAGAGUAUAUGAGCAUCAUUGUUGGUGCUUUGUGCUCAUCCACUCAGGGGGAGCUGCAGCUGAAACUGGACCUCCUGAAGUCUCUUCUUCGGAUCCUAGAGACCCCCAAAGGACGGGCUGCAUUCAGAGUCUCCAGUGGGUUCAACGGGCUGCUGUCCCUGCUGUCUGAUCUGGAGGGGUCUCUCCAUGAGCCCCCGCUGCAGGCAUGGGGGACUGUGACCCCCAGCCAGACACUGGAACUGGUGCUGCAUACCCUCUGUGCUGUGUCUGCAGCACUGCACCUGGACCCUGUCAACAGUGACUUCUUCAGGAGGAAUGGGCUUUUUGAGAAGCUGGCUGAGGACCUCUACUUGCUGGGCUGUUUUGGGGUCUUGGUCGAAGAAGGACCCUCUCGACACUCUUGGUCUGAUACCAAGGCCAGGCCGUUUGCUGAUUUCCUGAGUGCUGCCUUUUCCUCCCGCUGCCCACUCCCACCCAGGAUUCAGAGAUGCCUCCAGAUCCUCAGUUUUUUGGACAGCAUGGCCAGUGGUACCCUCCACCUGCGCAGGGACUUGAAGGACUCCCUGAGGGCUGGGCAAGAGUCAGUUGUGGAUGUUCAGAAGGGAAACGCCAUUAGCAACCUCCAAGGCAACUUCAAGUGGCUGGACCCAGAGGAGAGGAUGGAUGAAGGUGAUUCUGUCAUCAUGCACCCUGGGAUGGUGUGCRUCAUGGUGAAGCUGCUGCCUCGCUUGUACCAUGAAGAUCACCCACAG